AUGCCUCUGGACAAAGGCAUGGAUCCAAACUCUGCAGACGCCCUGGCAGCCUCUCACCGGGUGAUUUUCAACCCCCGUGCCUCCUUCCAGCCCAUCCCCCUGUCAAAUUCAAUCCGGCACAACCUGUCCCUGCACACCCGCUUCAUCCGUGUGCAAAAUGAAGGCACUGGCAAAAGUUCUUGGUGGAUGCUGAACCCCGAAGGUGGCAAAACUGGGAAGACGCCCCGUCGACGAGCCGUCUCCAUGGACAACAACAGCAAGUUCCUGCGGAUCAAGGGCAAAGCCAGUCGGAAAAAGCAGAUCCAGACUGCUCAGGAACGAGGAGAAGAAAGCCCAGCUAGCCAGCAGGCCAAAUGGUCAGAGAGUCCCACCUCCCAUGCCAGUGAGGAAUACGAUGCUUGGGCUGACUUCCGGACACGGGCCAACUCCUCGGCCAGCACACUGAAUAGCCGCCUCUCGCCCAUCAUGGCCAACCAUGAGCCAGAUGACCUGGAGGAGGAUGAUGGGACCCCAUCCUCCCCACUGAUGUACCCCAGCCCUUCUAGCACCCUGUCCCCCUCCCUGAAUGCCCGCUGUUCAGUGGAGAUGCCCAGGCUGACUGAUCUCACCGGCACCAUCAACCUGAAUGAGAGCCUGGGAGAGAGUCUUCUAGAUGACCUGCAGGACAACUACAGCAUGAGCCCAGCCCAGCCGCUUUCUGCUGGAGGACUCCGGCCCAGGACCUCCAACUUUGGCUUCAGCUCCAAGUGCUCCUCAGUGGGUACAGGAGGUGGGGGAGGGGGAGGAGGUGGUAAUACCUACUCUGGGACUAUUUAUAGCCAACCCGCCAUGAGCAUCAUGCGCCGUUUGCCCAUGCAGACCAUCCAAGAGAACAAGCAGGCCACUUUUGUUCCCAUGAAUGCCUACCGCAACGCCUCAUUGCAGGACCUGCUCUCCUCCAUUUCCUACGCGCACAAGGAGGGCGAGCCACACCUGCCACCAGCCAACAGCAUGGGCCUGCCUCGCGGCCACAGACAAAAUGCCCUGGUGUGUAGCGGUGGGGGUGGGGGCGGAGAGAUAGGCUUGGUCCCCUACCCUCCCCACUCGUCUUCUCUCAUGAAGAGCAACACGUUAUACCACCCAUCACCAGCUGGCCACCACCCUCCUCUUAACAACAGUGCCUUACCCUCUCCGAUCAGCCUUAUGAGCCUGCCCAGUGACGCUUGCAGCAUGGUGAACAUGUCUCACCACGGGCAUCUUCAUUCCUACGUCAACAACCAGGGGGCGCACAUGAGCUUGCUAGAUUCCUUGCAGGGACCUUACCCAGAAGCCAUGCACACCCCUGUGUUGAGUCAGGACAGAUUCCCAGCAGAUCUAGACUUGGACAUGUUCAACGGGAGCUUGGAAUGUGAUGUGGAGUCCAUCAUUCUCAAUGACUUCAUGGACAGUGACGAGAUGGACUUCAACUUUGACUCGGCUCUUCCGCCACAAAACGGUCUGAAUGUGGCCCCUUUGCCCAGUGCCCCACAGCCCAACAAUCAAAGCUGGGUACCUGGAUGA
This is a messenger RNA of Protobothrops mucrosquamatus (brown spotted pit viper), 1539 nucleotides long. Its product is annotated as forkhead box protein O3-like. NCBI's taxonomy places the organism in Eukaryota, Metazoa, Chordata, Lepidosauria, Squamata, Viperidae. The record is from RefSeq and is a predicted model, not a curated record. Gene Ontology annotation, biological process: regulation of transcription by RNA polymerase II. The transcript is spliced from 2 exons. Bases 1 to 1539 code for a protein of 512 amino acids. Gene Ontology annotation, cellular component: nucleus. Gene Ontology annotation, molecular function: RNA polymerase II cis-regulatory region sequence-specific DNA binding; DNA-binding transcription factor activity, RNA polymerase II-specific.